Rhododendron vialii is the source of this 1948-nucleotide messenger RNA. RefSeq names its product disease resistance protein RGA2-like. Bases 333 to 1547 code for a protein of 404 amino acids. The transcript is spliced from 3 exons. Gene Ontology annotation, molecular function: ADP binding. The record is from RefSeq and is a predicted model, not a curated record. NCBI's taxonomy places the organism in Eukaryota, Viridiplantae, Streptophyta, Magnoliopsida, Ericales, Ericaceae. Gene Ontology annotation, biological process: defense response to other organism.
GGUACACCACUUCUUUACAAGCUCAAAUCCACUUGUAUUUCGAUAUGUCGUGGGUCGUAAGAUAAGGGAUAUUGGCAAGAGGUUUGAUGAAAAUGUUUUGCAGAUGAAUGCUUUUAAGUUUGUUGUGAAACUUGUAGAAAGGCCGAUUCAGAUCAAUAGAAGGGAAGAAACCUCCUCCUUUGUGAAUACUCUGACGGUUAUUGGAAGAGAUGCUGACAAAGAAAAAUUAGUAAGGUUGUUAUUGUCCCCUGGUGAUGAGGAGAAUGUUGCCAUCAUUCCCAUAGGGGGAAUGGGAGGUCUGGGGAAGACCACACUUGCACAAUUGGUAUACAAUGACGAUAGGAUUCAGAAACAUUUCACCAAAAGAUUGUGGGUCUGUAUUUCUAAUGAUUUUGAUGCAUGUCAAAAGAAUCCUAAUUAAAUUAUUGCAAGCGGGUGAUCCCAAUGGGGACGCUAGUUAUAGUAGCGAAGGACUUGAGCAGUUGCAAAACCGAGCUAGAAAUGUGUUAUGCGAAGAUAAGUUUGUCCUUUUUCUGGACGACAUCUGGAAUGAGGACCGUGUAGUGUGGAAAAAAUUGGAGAAUUUGUUAAUAACGCAAGGGAGAGGAAGCAAAAUUGUUGUAACCACACGUAGUAAGAAGGUUGCUUUAAUUGUCAGAACGAGCACCGUGAAACCAUAUGAACUUAGAGGUCUUUCAGACGAUGAAUGUUUACAUAUAUUGGUGAAAUGGGCAUUUAAAGAAGGGGGUGAGAGUAAGCAUCCGAACCUAGUCAACAUCGCUAGAGAAAUAGAGAAAAAGUGUGGAGGUGUACCUCUUGCGGCGAGGACCUUAGGAGCAUUAUUGUUUUCUAAAAUAAAUGAGCAUGAUUGGUCGUCCGUGAGGGACAGUGAAAUGUGGGCUAUUGUACAAAAGGAGAAUGAUGUCUUACCGAUAUUGAGGUUGAGUUAUGACCAAAUGCCAUCAUAUUUAAAACCCUGCUUUCAAUAUUGUUCAUUGUUUGAGAAAGUUGAAGACAUUUAUGGAAGGAAGUUGAUUUACGCUUGGAUUGCCCUAGGGUAUGUCCAAUGCUUAGACCCGAAUGAAGAAUUAGAGGACAUAGGUGAAGGAUAUAUUCUUGAGCUUGUAAGGAGGUCCUUUCUUGAACUACAUUAUAGCAUCUUUCCUAUUCCAGUUAGAAGGGAGACGCAUAAAAUGCAUGAUCUUGUUCACGACCUAGCACAAUAUGUGCCUGGUAAUGAAUGCUUGACCAUUAAAGGGGCUAUUCCCGAGGCAAUUCCUGAUACAAUUCGCCACGUAUCAUUCGGUUCAAAUACAUAUUGCACAUUUCCAAGACCUUUGAUGGAAGCCAAGAAGUUGCGGACCAUUUUCUACCCAGUGAAAAUAGGGCCCACGUUUGGAUCAUCUAUUGAGCCAGAAAUCGCAAGUUUUGGAUGCUUACGUGUGCUAGACGGACGGGAUUUUGACGACAGCAUUUCCUUGCCAGAAAAUAUAGGGAAAUUGAAGCUGUUAAGGUAUAUUAGUAGAGCUAACAAUCUCCCAAAAUAGCAUUGCAAGCUAUUAAGCUUGCAGUACUUGAAACUCUCUGAGUCACGGGUCGACAAAUUGCCGGUAGAUUUCUGGAAACUAAUUAACCUGCUGUUUUUGUGCUUGUCAACGACAUCGACUUGCCUUCCGAAAAAAGGAAUCAGUAGGUUAACUUCUCUCCGAAUGCUGUUCAUUUUCAGUUGUUUUCAAUUUGACGUCUUUGGGUGAAGGGAUAGAACGUCUCUCUUCUCUCCGGGAAUUGGCCAUAAUGCGCUGUUAUAAGCUGGUUUCGUUGCCAGCUGGCUUAAGGCACCUCACUCCCCUCGAGGUUUUGGCAAUUCAUAGCUGUGAAAGCUUUAAUUUCUAGGAUGACGACGAUAUUAAGGGGCUUACAAGCCUUAAUACACUAAGUCUAAAAGAUC